Messenger RNA from Dama dama (fallow deer), 823 nucleotides. Its product is annotated as U11/U12 small nuclear ribonucleoprotein 25 kDa protein. The coding region runs from base 1 to 501 and encodes 166 amino acids. Gene Ontology annotation, cellular component: U12-type spliceosomal complex. The transcript has 2 exons. The record is from RefSeq and is a predicted model, not a curated record. NCBI's taxonomy places the organism in Eukaryota, Metazoa, Chordata, Mammalia, Artiodactyla, Cervidae. Gene Ontology annotation, biological process: mRNA splicing, via spliceosome.
AUGGAGGAGCAACCCGGCGCCCUGGAGGAGCCGCGGGUCGCUGCGCGGCCGGAGCCGCUGGACGAGGAGGAGGAGGAGGAGGCGCUGCCGCACUCCGAGGCGGUGGACGUGUUCCAGCAGGGCCUGGCCAUGGUUGUGCAGGACCCGCUGCUCUGCGACCGUCCGAUCCAGGUUACUUUAGAAGAGGUUAAUUCCCAAAUAGCAUUAGAAUACGGCCAAGCAAUGACAGUCCGAGUGUGCAAGACGGAUGGAGAAGUUAUGCCUGUGGUUGUGGUCCAGAAUGCCACAGUCCUGGACCUGAAGAAGGCCAUCCAGAGAUACGCGCAGCUCAGGCAGGAGCGCGAGGGAGGCAUUCAGCACAUCAGCUGGUCCUACGUGUGGAGGACAUACCACUUGACCUCCGUGGGAGAGAAGCUCACAGAAGACCGGAAGAAACUCCGAGAUUAUGGUAUCCGGAAUCGGGAUGAGGUGUCUUUCAUCAAAAAGCUGAGACAGAAAUGAAUCUCCAGACUUGGACAGCUCUGUGUGUGGGCGGCUGAGCUCUUCCCUGGCAGAAGGAAGCCUUGGGCCACUGUGCCCUGUCCCAGACGGGUGGGAGAGAGCCUGACCCCAGCUGGACUCGCUGGACUCUCAAGUGAACCCUGAUCCCAGGGCUAUGGGCCUGGCCCUGUGUACAGAAUAAACCCUGUUUGCUUUGAAAAACAACAACAACAACAAAAAAGACUAGGAGGAAAUGCAUUAAGGUAUUGAUGGCGACUUCUUAGGGUGUGGGGUUAUAAAGAGUGGUUAAGAGAGAUGACACAAACAGUUCUCGAAUUAAAAC